Dibothriocephalus latus is the source of this 1104-nucleotide messenger RNA. Lineage: Eukaryota; Metazoa; Platyhelminthes; Cestoda; Diphyllobothriidea; Diphyllobothriidae. The record is from the annotation of a GenBank genome assembly.
GACGACCACGAAGCCCUUGAGGAUAUGAUAUUGCCUAUCGAAAUUGACGAGGUUCUUAAGGAACUUGAUCGGGAAACCAUGUUCGAAGCUUCUUUUCCGGCCUCCAACGACAAAGGUGAACGCGAGCGCUUUCAUAAAGCCAUACGACACAACUAUCCGUCAUUGGUCAGUCGUACGGCCGAUGUGGAUAAUAAUCGUUUUGUCAUCGUAACGAAGGCGAGCCAUGCUAAAGGACAAAAGGGGUGGGCACGAGUUGCAAAGGUCUACGACCCUCCGAAAGAAACACCAUAUUGCCACUUUACUUUGUACAAAGAGGGAAAAGAUACUAUGAAUGCCUUACAAAUCGUUGGGCGGAUGCUAAAGAUUAAUUCUAAUACAUUUAGUUACGCUGGAACAAAAGACAAGAGGGCGAUAACGACCCAACGAGUCUCAGUUAAAAAUAUAUCAUCCAAGAGACUUGCAUCGUUAAAUCCUCGUCUUAAUGGCAUUAAAGUAGGAAACUUCAAGUAUCUUCCGCACUCCAUCUCUCUUGGCGAUCUCUAUGGUAAUCGUUUUUCACUCGCUAUAAGGGACGUGGUUGCGGAUGACAGCAUUAUCCAUCGAGCCAUCGCAGAAUGGCAGAAACGGGGUUUCAUAAACUAUUUCGGACUGCAGAGGUUUGGGCAUUCAGCUCAGGCACAAACAUUCGAGAUUGGAAAGCAAGUUUCAAAACAAUUAUUUAAUCAUCUGCCUGCUGUGAGGCAGAUGAAAGAAAAAUACAUAGAGACACAGGAUGCCAAAGCGUGUGGGGAAAACAUGCCGCAAUGCCUUGAAAAAACUCUCUUGCUCGGCAUUGCACGUCAUGGAAAGACCCUGACUGCCAUCCAAACGCUCCCCCGAAAUAUGCGCCAGCUGUACACUCACAGUUAUCAAAGUCUGGUAUGGAAUCGAGUCACUAGCCGACGGUUCAGUGAACUCAGUUUCAAGUCGGAUAGCAAAGCCAUCGUCGGAGACCUCUUCUUUCCGUCUCAGGAGUCCGCGCAUAAAGGUAGGUGCCUUUUGAAGACGUCGACUUCUCUCUCUUUUUGUGCACAGUCCUGUCCGCAGGGCAGUAUGCUGCUUUGA